Molecule: messenger RNA, 1227 nt
Organism: Macadamia integrifolia
Lineage: Eukaryota; Viridiplantae; Streptophyta; Magnoliopsida; Proteales; Proteaceae
Product: elongation factor P
Exons: 7
Coding region: 105-803 (232 amino acids)
Biological process (GO): translational elongation; peptide biosynthetic process
Cellular component (GO): cytoplasm
Molecular function (GO): translation elongation factor activity
Source: RefSeq, a predicted model, not a curated record
CCUUAUCAGUUUUGAACAUUUCACGGUCCUCUAGAAUCCGAGGAAAAUUUUGGCGGCACAGUUCGGUUGUUCUCCAAAUAACCUUAGAAAAUAGUAAACGAAUCAUGGCGGGAAUCGCAACCAUCAAUCUGUGUUCGAGUUCUUGCUUCCGUUCUUCUUCAGUUUCUUUCUUGCGAAAACCAUCUGUUCUCCCAAUGCGAAUCUUCCCCGGAACGCCUAUGCGUAACAGAUUUCCAAAAAUAUUUGCAUUUUCGAGCAAUGAUAUCAAGGUGGGUUCGAAUAUUGAAGUUGAUGGAGCUCCUUGGAGGGUUAUAGAAUUUCUUCAUGUAAAACCUGGAAAAGGAGCAGCUUUUGUGAGGACCAAGAUGCGGAAUUAUGUAACAGGAAAUACAGUUGAGAAAACUUUUCGAGCUGGAAGUACGAUAACUGAGGCAAAUAUGAUGAAGGAAACCAAACAAUAUACAUACAAAGAUGGUAACCAGUUUGUGUUCAUGGACCUGAGUACAUAUGAAGAAAUACGUUUAAAUGCAUCAGAUGUUGGCGAUAAGACUAAGUGGCUGAAAGAGGGCAUGGACUGCAAUGUGCUCUUUUGGAAUGGAAAAGUUAUUGAUUUUGAACUUCCCAUCACAGUUAAGUUGACUGUGGUUGAUGUGGACCCUGGACUCAGAGGUGACACUGCACAAGGAGGAUCAAAGCCAGCGACUCUAGAUACUGGAGCUGUUGUAAAUGUUCCAUUGUUUGUGAAUAUUGGUGAUGACAUAUUGGUGGAUACGAGAACUGGGCAAUACAUGAGCCGUGCUUAACCAAUGGCUCCAAAGUUCUUACAAUCCCUUUUAUGUUUACCGAGGACUACCCUUGCUAUUGUGAUCCAUUUUUGACAGGUUUCAGAGAUCAUUGCCAAGCUCUCUUAACUAGAGACUUCCAAGAUGUAAAGUACUGUUGAAGACCAUAGAGAUUGGUGGUGCCAUCCAUACCACACCUGUGUAACCCGCCCUACCCACUGAUCUACUUCGACUACAUAUCAAUAGAAUACAUUUGAUUGACAUAAUCUUAAACUCAUGAGUGGUAUAGAUUUGUAGUUUAACUGGUCUCCUGGCCAUCAGUUCUAAAUAAGUCUACAUUGUCUAUUUGUACCACAUUUAUGCAAUUGCACUUUUGCAGCUAUAUCCUUCAAUGAAGCAGUUGUGACUGAUGAGGCUGUAUCUUAUAGAUAGGCCCUUGUACCAA